This is a messenger RNA of Cadophora gregata, 2235 nucleotides long. RefSeq lists its product as uncharacterized. Gene Ontology annotation, cellular component: fungal-type vacuole membrane. The record is from RefSeq and is a predicted model, not a curated record. NCBI's taxonomy places the organism in Eukaryota, Fungi, Ascomycota, Leotiomycetes, Helotiales, Ploettnerulaceae. Gene Ontology annotation, biological process: basic amino acid transmembrane export from vacuole. Bases 351 to 1292 code for a protein of 313 amino acids. The transcript is spliced from 4 exons.
UGUCAAACUUAAUGCGUCAUGGAACCUUAUCAAAGCGGCUCUUGCGCCAGCCGCUUGCUCAUCCCUCAUUUGGUCUAGCCUAGAACCUAAUCUCUUAUCUUUGCCGCUUGUCGCCCCUGCAUCAGAUGGCAUACUUCGCUUCCACCCUUCUCGUUCAAAAUUCUGCACGCGAGCAAAAAGCUGCACUGCACUGACAGGGUCUUCAUCCACCCACCACCCUUCAACCUAUCACAUCCACCGUGAAUAUAAGACACCGCCUCACAGGACCACUUCUCACCACUUCUCACCACUUCACACCUCAACCUCAUCUCUUCCCUCCUCCUAUAUACUCGACAUUGAGAAGCUUCACGAUGUCCGCUUUGUGGUUGUUGGGUCACAAGACCUUAUCGGAUCCAUUGACGGUACAUGAAGCCUUAUCUGGUAUCUUUGGAAGCAUCAGUUUGGCGACAUGGAUCUUUCUCCUGGUCCCUCAGUUAUAUCUGAACUAUAAGACUGGAAGUGCAGAGGGCAUCUCACUGGCUUUCCUCGGUGUCUGGCUCAUUGGUGACAUCACCAACCUGUCCGGUGCUCUAUGGGCCGAUCUAGUCCCAACUGUCAUCGCUCUCGCCAUAUACUUCUGCAUCGCCGACGUCGUUCUCAUCACGCAAUGUCUUUAUUACAACCACGUGAAUGCCAAAACCACGCGCCAGCAAUCAGUCGCCUCAGCCGCAACAGAGAACGAGCCGCUUCUCUCCCAUCGCCGAAGCAGUGACACGAUCGGCCUCCCAGGGUCGCACAGACGCCGCUCUUCAGCUAUCAGUGCUGGUGGAAACUCACUUGCUAAGAUCCUGGAGGAGGACGAUAUCGAUGGAAAGCCGUGGUUGAAGAAUACCUUGAGUAUUCUUGGUGUCGUUGUGGUUGGGACAGCGGGCUGGGCUAUCGCGUGGCAAUCUGGUGUCUGGAUUCCUCAGCCUGAGGAUGGAGACAUGGUUGGUCCGCAAGCUACUGCUAUGGGUGCGAAGAUCUUGGGAUACAUCAGCGCGGUUUGCUAUCUUGGAGCGCGCAUCCCGCAAAUCAUCAAGAACCACCAAGAAAAGUCCUGCGAAGGCCUCGCCCUCCUCUUCUUCAUGCUCUCGCUAAUGGGCAACCUCACCUACGGCGCCGGCAUCCUCGCCCACUCUCUCGAGAAGGAGUAUCUCUGGACCAACCUCCCCUGGUUGAUUGGGAGUUUGGGCACGAUGGCGGAGGACGCAAUUAUUUUCGUGCAGUUUAGGAUGUAUGCGCCGAAGAUGCGUGCCGAGGCUGUGGAGUAGAUGGUUCAAAGUGAAAGUGGUGUUGAAGAAGUGGACGUAGGGGGAUGAGGAGGGGCCAGGAGCCGAAUUCAAGGAAUAGGAGAUGAUAAGACGUGCAUGCAUGGAUGGUGGGUACUGCUAAUCAUGGAGAACCAUGUAUUUGUAUGUAUAUUUGGCGUUUGUACGAGUUCUCCCGCAUUAUCUGGAUGAGCAUGCUCUAAGCUUAGUUAUUUUGAAUCACAAGUUCACAACUCAAUAUUCCCCAUACCUCCGUUAUUAGCCAAUCUGCCAUAGUUCAGCCUCGUCGCCCUUCCUUCUCAAGAGUUCAGCUCACAUAUCAAACCGUUUUUGACUGUUAUUAGCGACAAAACUACCUCCCUUGCUUAAUUGGCUUCGCUACACUUGAAUCGCAUACAUAACGAGAUUUAACCGCUUUCUGAGUGGUGGAGUCAAUAAGCGACUUUUGACAAUAUGUCAGUCUAUCAAUCCAGACACGAUCGCAGCGAGGAGACUAUUUCAAUCUGUGCUUCUUGCGGAGUUGAGCUAUGAGACGUCUGCUAUUUUGACGUCAAUUCUGAGAUCAUGGCGUUCCUCUGAAAGUUUUUCCAUUUAAGACCGCCCAGCCAAGCUACAGCCUCGCGUAGAACCCCUAACUAUUUUGGUACAACGCUUCAACAUUCCAUAACUAGGUAGUCGUCCAUUUUGACACGUUCUACAAACUGAAGCCACUGUCUUACAGCCUCUCGUCGUACUUCCAUGUGAUGUAAGGCUCAACAUAUUUUUAGAUAUCCCUUUCCAAAUCCCCCUUUCUAGAAACUCGACUUCGUCCAAUCCCAACUCCACUCAAUCAUUAUUCGCUUCAUCCCAACUAUUAAAAUUAAUUAUUCAGGAGAAGAAGGCCCUCUAACCACUUAGGGUAGUAGUGCAAGACUUUAUCCCCACACCCAAUCACGGGCCAAUCUCC